Messenger RNA from Prosopis cineraria, 747 nucleotides. Its product is annotated as agamous-like MADS-box protein AGL61. The transcript has a single exon. Lineage: Eukaryota; Viridiplantae; Streptophyta; Magnoliopsida; Fabales; Fabaceae. Gene Ontology annotation, molecular function: RNA polymerase II cis-regulatory region sequence-specific DNA binding; DNA-binding transcription factor activity, RNA polymerase II-specific; protein dimerization activity. The record is from RefSeq and is a predicted model, not a curated record. Gene Ontology annotation, biological process: positive regulation of transcription by RNA polymerase II. Bases 43 to 747 code for a protein of 234 amino acids.
AACAUCAGUAAAAUAUUUUGCUUUCUUUUUUAUCCUUCAAACAUGAAGAGAAAGUCCAGUUCAGGUCGUCAAAAGAUUCCUAUUGAGAAAAUACCAAAGAAAAGCCAUCUCCAAGUCACAUUCUCAAAGCGUCGCUCAGGUCUCUUCAAGAAAGCCAGUGAGCUAUGCACACUCUGUGGCGUGGAAAUAGCCAUCAUCGUCUUCUCUCCGGCCGACAAGGCCUUCUCCUUCGGCCACCCGGAGGUGGAAUCCAUCAUCGACCGCUAUCUCAGCCGGAACCCUCCGUCGGAAUCCGGCGCUCACCCCCUGGUCGAGGCUCACCGGAAUGCAAACGUCCGGGAGCUGAACAUGCAGCUGACACAGCUUCUGGGACAAGUGGAGACGGAGAGGAAGAAAGGAGAAGAGAUGGAGCAAGUGAGGAAGGCGAGGCAGAGACAGUUCUGGUGGGAAAACCCUAUUGAAGAACUAGGGUUUGAUGAGUUGCAGCAACUGGUGGUUGCAAUGGAGGAACUGAAGAAGAACUUGGGGAAGAUGGGGAGCAAGAUGUUGAUGGAGCAUAAUAGUUUGGCUACUGAGUCAUCAGUUAUGGGAAUGGGAGGAACAAAUGGUGGACUUGGACGUUAUAAUAAUGAUGUCUUUGAGUAUAAACAUGGUGCUAUGAACAAUAUUAGUGCUGCUUCGUCCAGUAAUAUUCUUCUUCCACAUCAUGCCUAUAACAAUCUCAAUUGUAGGCAUGGAUAUCUAUGA